UCAGUUUGUAUCUUUUAAUGACACAAUUGGACUAAACAUCUGAAUCUGGAAGAAACUAGACCGCAAAGAACAAAGGAUCGCAUCUGGGUUUUGGACAAUUCUUCGCACCAUCCUGAUUUAUUUUUUGAAGAGUGGGUAACAGAGUCCAGUUUUAAAUCCAACGUAAAUUCUAGGAUUUGUCAUCUCUGUGGAGGGAAUACUGGAGACCUUUGCGCUGAGUUUGCGCACAAAGAUGCCGUAGCUCAACAUGAAUCGUGAUCGAUUAAGUACUUUUUGAAAUUGGCUUGGAGAUUUUAGCUCGGCGGAAAGACACGCACAGCAAUAAUAGCGCAACGCGGGGAGGGAAGCCAGCGCCAGCGUUCUUUGUGUCUUUGCAACAAGAGGGUGACAAAAAGCAAUAAAUUCUCUCAAAUAAACACUGUCAUCCGGCUGUGCGCGCCAUGGGCGAUGAGGCGUCAAACUUCAGGAGACGCAGCAGGACCGGUGUCUCAUCACCAGAACCCCAGACAAGUGAGGAUCACGGCCGAAAGGAGAUUCUGGGAUAAACUGAAACUGACCACCGCCGAAAACAAUGAGAUUAAUGGCUUUCUCGAUGGCUUGACAGGUUAUCACUGUGACAGUUUUUGAUGUUAUUCAGAAAACAAGGUUCAGAUCUGGGCUGUGCUACACUUGGUCACUUUGAUUUGUUCGCUCAGAGAUGAAGUGGCAGCGAGGGACAUGAAACGAUUCGCUUUUUGCCUGGAACACGCGAUUACAGCCAUAUCAUUUAAUUAAUAGGUAAAAAAGGGAUAUUCAUUGUAUUAUAUUUUAUUUUUUGCACAAUGAUGGAACCACCACCAUGUACGAAAAAGAGCCUUUCCCUGUCGCUCCCGGUUCCGCGGGAGGGACAGGCGACUCUGAAACCUCCACAGCAUCUUUGGAGACAACCCCGGACCCCGAUUAAAAUCAAACACCGGGGAUAUUCCGACACCGACCGGCACCACCACCGGCACAUGGAGCGCUCAGACGCCGUGGAUACGAGUGACCGACCGGGACUGAAGAAGUCUCGGAUGUCCUGGCCAUCCUCCUUCCACGGGACCACAACCACAUCCAUCGGAAACUGUGUCGGGAAUAAACGUUUCGAUUCAGAAAAUGGCCCCUCACCAGGCCGCAGUCCCAUGGAUUCGCAGGCGAAUCCUGGGUUGGUGCUCCACCCUUCUUUUCCCCAGAGCCAACGUAGGGAAUCCUUCCUGUACCGCUCGGACUCAGACUACGACACAUCUCCCAAAACCAUGUCCCGCAACUCCUCCAUCAACAGUGAGGGACACACCGAAGACAUGAUUGUUACCCCCUUUGCUCAGGUGUUGGCCAGCCUACGAACUGUAAGAAACAACUUCACCAUCCUCGCCAAUGUCACAACACCCACUAACAAGAGGUCACCAGUGACAAGCCAACCCACUGUUCCCCAAGCUACACUCUCUGAGGAGACUUACCAGCAAAUGGCUCGGGAGACUCUGGAGGAGUUGGACUGGUGUCUGGACCAGCUGGAGACCAUUCAGACCCACCGCUCAGUCAGUGAGAUGGCUUCCAACAAGUUCAAGAGGAUGUUGAACAGGGAGCUGUCCCAUUUGUCAGAGAUGAGUCGCUCAGGGAACCAAGUGUCAGAAUACAUCUCCACUACCUUUCUAGAUAAGCAAAACGAAGUGGAAAUCCCAUCUCCAACUCUGAGGGAGAGAGAGAAGCCCAUGUGUCACAUCAGUGGUGUGAAGAAGCUCACGCACAGUUCCAGCCUUUCCAACCCCACUUUGCCUCGGUUUGGCGUGAAGACAGAGCAUGAGGAAGCUUUAGCCAGGGAACUGGACGACUUGAACAAGUGGGGCCUUAAUAUCUUUCAUGUGGCAGAGUUCUCCAAUAAUCGACCCCUAAGCUGCAUCAUGUUUGCCAUCUUCCAGGAAAGAGAUCUACUGAAGACCUUUCGGAUCCCUGUCGAUACUUUUGUCACAUAUGUGAUGACCCUGGAGGACCAUUAUCAUGCCAAUGUCGCCUACCACAACAGCCUUCACGCUGCUGAUGUCACUCAGUCCACCCAUGUACUGCUAUCCACGCCAGCUCUAGAUGCUGUAUUUACAGACCUAGAAAUAUUGGCAACUUUAUUCGCUGCUGCCAUUCAUGAUGUAGACCAUCCAGGAGUGUCCAACCAAUUCCUCAUAAACACAAACUCAGAACUGGCCCUGAUGUAUAAUGAUGAGUCUGUUUUGGAGAACCACCACCUGGCUGUGGGCUUUAAGCUGCUCCAUGAGGAGAAUUGUGACAUCUUCCAAAACCUUACCAAAAGGCAGAGACAGAGCCUGAGGAAACUUGUGAUUGAUAUGGUUUUGGCUACAGACAUGUCCAAACACAUGAGUUUGCUGGCAGACCUCAAGACCAUGGUGGAAACCAAGAAAGUGACAAGUUCUGGAGUUCUAAUGCUCGACCACUACACCGACAGAAUACAGGUGCUGAGGAACAUGGUGCACUGUGCAGACCUGAGCAAUCCUACAAAGCCUCUGUGUGUAUAUCGGCAAUGGACGGAGAGAAUCAUGGAGGAGUUCUUCAGACAGGGAGACAAGGAGAGGGAGCGGGGCAUGGAGAUCAGUCCCAUGUGCGAUAAACACACCGCAUCUGUGGAAAAAAGUCAGGUGGGCUUCAUUGACUACAUUGUUCAUCCACUAUGGGAGACAUGGGGAGACCUUGUGCAUCCUGAUGCCCAGGAGAUCCUGGACACUCUAGAGGACAACAGGGACUGGUACCAGAGCACUAUCCCACAAAGCCCAUCGCCACCUCCUGUGGGCCAGGACAAGGAGCUAAACAAAUGCAUUGAUAAGUUUCAGUUUGCACUCACCCUGGAAGAGAACUCCCAGAACAAGCCAGGACAUGAGGGCAACAACACCACACCAAACCACGUGGCCGAAGACUGCAGUGACAUGGACAAGGACGACGAAAAUGAGGACAAGGAAGAUCUAAUGUCAGAGGAGAAGAAUGAGGACAUAAUAGAGGAAGAGGAUGAGGUGGCAAUGGAGGAAGAGGAAGGAGAGGAAGAGGUGAAAUUUUGUAUAGGCGAGGAGCCAGAAAAGGAAAGACUUUAUGACACAAGUCCUGUAGAAGAAGAGGAAGAUUUUUCUUCUCAAGCUGAUGAUACAUGAGGUCUGCUCCUGUAUCUCCCUCCUAACUUGCACACAUUAUGUUGUUGAUUCUUUAAAUGGUCAAACAAAGAACAAAUAUGACUGCAAUGACAAUACAGACCUUUAAAUAUAUUUUUCAAAAAGGGAAUACAUUCAAAAUCGCUCAAAUAGAAGCUAAUUACACAGCAACUGUAGAUUUGGAGUGAUACGUUCUAGGACUAAUUUCACUAGAAACUUAAGACUAAUGGGAAUUCAGAAGGCCAUUAUUGAUGGGCAAUGGAAGGCAGUGUAGCACUCUGAUGACUGGAAUGCACAUAAAUAAACACACGUGA
Molecule: messenger RNA, 3472 nt
Organism: Girardinichthys multiradiatus
Lineage: Eukaryota; Metazoa; Chordata; Actinopteri; Cyprinodontiformes; Goodeidae
Product: cAMP-specific 3',5'-cyclic phosphodiesterase 4A-like
Exons: 15
Coding region: 822-3161 (779 amino acids)
Biological process (GO): signal transduction
Cellular component (GO): perinuclear region of cytoplasm; cytosol; nucleus
Molecular function (GO): 3',5'-cyclic-AMP phosphodiesterase activity
Source: RefSeq, a predicted model, not a curated record